Molecule: messenger RNA, 9391 nt
Organism: Anolis carolinensis (green anole)
Lineage: Eukaryota; Metazoa; Chordata; Lepidosauria; Squamata; Anolidae
Gene: dgki
Product: diacylglycerol kinase iota
Biological process (GO): diacylglycerol metabolic process; regulation of synaptic transmission, glutamatergic; intracellular signal transduction
Cellular component (GO): nucleus
Molecular function (GO): ATP-dependent diacylglycerol kinase activity; protein binding
Source: RefSeq, a predicted model, not a curated record
UGCCCCUCUGUAGCCAGUGCGGCCGCCGCCGAGGGAUGCUGCUGCUGCUGCGGGAAGGCGCCGCCUGCCAUUUGCCGCCUUCUUCGCCUUCGCCGCCUUCGCCUUUGCCUAGGCUCCUGGCGCGGCGGAGAGAGACGCGCGCCCUCCGCUCUCCUCGCCUCCUUCGCCCCGAGGCGUCCUCCCCGUGAGUCGCUGUCCCUUCAGCACCACCAUGAACCCGCCUCCGUCCGCCGGCGAGGAGAAAGGCGCCGCCGGGGGAGGAGGCAACGGGGGCGCCUCUUGCCGGGGAGCCGAGGGCGGCGGGGACCAAGGAGCCCGAGGAGCAGCAGCCGCAGCCGCAGCAGCCCUUGGCCCCGCCGCCGGGCAGAAGGAAGAGUCCCUGGAAGAGAAGCUGAAGAGUUUAACCUUCAGGAAGCAGGUGUCCUACAGGAAAGCCAUCUCCAGAUCUGGCCUUCAACAUUUGGCUCCUGUUCAAAACCUCAAUAACGCCAUCACGAAUGGACCAGUGAAGGAGUCAAGAAUGGCGCUAGAAUGGACUGAAAAUGCAGUGAAUGGUGAGCAUCUCUGGUUGGAGACAAAUGUUUCUGGGGACUUGUGUUACCUUGGCGAGGAAAGUUGCCAAGUCAAAUUCUCUAAAUCAGCUCUUCGAAGAAAAUGUGCUGCUUGUAAAAUAGUAGUCCACAAUGCCUGCAUGGAACAGCUAGAAAAGAUCAACUUCCGAUGUAAGCCAACUUUCAGAGAAGGAAGUUCUAGAUCUCCAAGAGAGAAUUUUGUCAGACAUCACUGGGUACACAGACGGCGGCAGGAGGGGAAAUGUAAGCAAUGUGGAAAGGGUUUUCAGCAAAAAUUCUCCUUUCACAGUAAAGAGAUCGUGGCCAUCAGCUGUUCAUGGUGCAAGCAAGCGUUUCACAAUAAAGUCACCUGCUUCAUGCUGCAGCACAUUGAGGAGCCAUGUUCCCUUGGGGCUCAUGCGGCUGUUAUUGUACCCCCCACCUGGAUCAUUAAGGUGAAGAAACCUCAGAAUUCGCUGAAAAAUUCAACUAGGAGGAAGAAGAGGACGUCUUUUAAAAGGAAAGCCAGCAAAAGAGGCAAUGAGGAGAACAAAGGGCGGCCUUUUGUUAUAAAGCCCAUUUCCUCUCCUCUCAUGAAACCACUACUUGUAUUUGUGAAUCCAAAAAGUGGAGGGAAUCAGGGCACUAAGGUUCUCCAGAUGUUCAUGUGGUACUUGAAUCCACGGCAGGUCUUUGACCUCUCUCAGGAAGGACCCAAAGAUGCACUUGAACUGUACAGAAAAAUGCCAAAUUUGCGAAUCUUGGCGUGUGGUGGGGAUGGAACGGUGGGCUGGAUCCUUUCCAUCCUGGAUGAGUUGCAGCUGAAUCCCCAACCUCCUGUUGCUGUUCUUCCACUUGGUACUGGGAAUGAUCUUGCUCGCACCCUCAACUGGGGAGGGGGAUAUACAGAUGAACCUGUUGCAAAAAUCCUCUGCCAUGUAGAAGAUGGAACCAUUGUCCAGUUGGACCGCUGGAACCUCCAUGUGGAGAGAAAUCCUGAUUUGCCCCAAGAUGAACUUGAAGAUGGAGCACGGAAGCUUCCCCUCAGUGUUUUUAAUAAUUACUUCAGCCUUGGAUUUGAUGCUCACGUCACUCUGGAAUUCCAUGAAUCUCGAGAAGCAAAUCCAGAAAAAUUCAACAGCCGCUUUCGAAAUAAAAUGUUUUAUGCAGGGGCAGCCUUUUCAGAUUUCCUUCAGAGAAGUUCCAGAGAUUUAUCCAAACAUGUGAAAGUUGUGUGUGAUGGCACAGACCUGACCUCAAAGAUCCAGGAGCUGAAAUUUCAGUGUAUAGUGUUUUUAAACAUUCCCAGGUAUUGUGCUGGCACAAUGCCCUGGGGCAAUCCAGGAGACCACAGAGAAUUUGAACCUCAGCGGCAUGAUGAUGGUUACAUUGAGGUUAUAGGGUUCACCAUGGCUUCCUUGGCUGCUCUUCAAGUGGGAGGUCAUGGUGAAAGAUUGCAUCAAUGCCGGGAGGUGACGCUCUUGACUUACAAGUCCAUCCCCAUGCAAGUGGAUGGGGAGCCUUGCCGCUUGGCUCCCUCCCUCAUUCGGAUCUCCCUGAGGAAUCAGGCCAAUAUGGUGCAGAAAAGCAAGAGGAGGACAUCCAUGCCUUUACUCAAUGACAUCCAUAAAGUGCCCUCGGCCGACCUGAGGAGAGUCUCGGCUCCCCCUGAUACCUUCACUGUUCCCCACGCCAUCCCAGAACGCCUACGGAUCAGAGUGAAUAGAAUUGGUUUACAAGAUUAUGAAGGAUUGCACUAUGACAAGGAAAAGCUUCGGGAAGCAUCCAUUCCUUUGGGAAUUAUAGUUGUCCGAGGAGACUGUGACUUGGAGACUUGCCGCAUUUAUGUCGAUCGUCUAGAGGAGGAUUUGCAGUCAGUCUCUUCAAAUACACAAAGAGUUCACUACCAGGACCAGGAAAGCACUUUCCCAAGAGUAUCUUCGGUCCAAAGACUUUCCCCUAGAUGGUGCUUCCUAGAUGCAACUUCCGCUGAUCGCUUUUACCGUAUCGACAGAUCUCAGGAACAUUUGCACUUUGUGACGGAAAUUUCGCAGGACGAGAUUUUUAUCCUGGACCCAGAGCUGGUGGCAACUCAGCCAGCAGGGACACCGCCAGGAAUGCCUGAUCUAGUAGUGGAGCAGGCCUCUGGAAUAUCAGAUCGAUGGAACCCUGCAGUUCGAAAGCGCAUGUUGAGUGACAGUGGCCUAGGGAAGAUAUCCCCACACUACGAGGUACCUGAAAAACAAAAGGAGGCCAGCCAGACGCACAUGCUGCAAUCCCCUGUUUCUUCAGAAGAUCAAGCACUUUUACAGUCAGUAAUAGCUGGUGAUUUUUUAAAAUUCAUAGAAUGCUGUACAAAGGGAGCUAAUCUAUUAAUCCAGGGGCCUGACCACUGUUCUUUACUUCAUCAUGCUGCCAAAACUGGGCAUGGGGAGAUUGUGAAGUACAUCCUAGACCAUGGUCCUUCCGAAUUGCUGGAUAUGACACAUAGUGAAACGGGUGAGACGGCACUUCACAAGGCAGCGUGCCAGCGCCACCGGGGUAUCUGCCAGCUCUUGGUCGAAGCAGGAGCGUCACUGAGGAAAACAGAUUCCAAGGGUAAGACACCUCGAGACAGGGCCCAGCAAGCAGGAGACCCAGAUCUAGCUUCCUACCUGGAGAGCCGACAGAACUAUCAAGUGGUUCCCCAUGAAGACCUAGAGACUGCAGUGUGAUCAUUGUGGAUUUGUGUGAGAAUAAUCUAAGAGAUAACAAGGCUGAACCCGAGGCACACUUGGGCAUCAUGAAAGGAAGAAGCAAAUGGAACCGACAUGUCUCUCGCUCUCGUGAAAAACACCCGAGAAAAAGCCACCAGUUUCUAAGGGCUACGGAGACUUGCCACGGGAUUCUCGUGUUCCCAUCUGUUAACCUGUGGGAAUAAAGGAGGACAUGCAAAGGUCUGUGGAAUCCACGGGCCAAGAACAUUUAUCUUUAUUGCUCUCAGCAAGUAGCAUGAACAUUUCCUGUGUUCCUCUGUAUAAUUUAUUUGAACAAUAAUAACAAAAAGGUGCAGAGGAAGAAAGAAAAAUAAGAUAAAUAUUCAACAUCCAGCCAAACAUCCCUCUCCUCGCAAAUCCUUGCCAUGAAACUCUUGUGUCCCUGAUGUUAGCCCUAGCUGCCUUUUCCUUCAAUCUUGUGUUCCAUAUUCUUCCUAUUUCAGUCUCCACAGUGGCACAUCAGUAAAGUGGUGUCUGUUUAUAUCUGUACUAAAUCUUCAUAGCUGCUAAAGAUGGCAUCAGCAUUUUGUGGAGAGUUCUGGAUGCCCUUAGCAAAAUGAUACUUUUAAAUAGCAAAUUCUCACUUUUAUUCUCCCAGGAUAUGAUAUUCACAGAUGUUUCUCCUUUUGAACAUAUUUCAACUCUGUCUUACUCAGAUAUAUAGCAGAGCUGAUGCAGAAGCAAUCAUAAAGAGAGGGAAUGGGUUUCAUAUGGAUUUUUGAGUACAGAAACAAUUAGGUUUUGGUAGUCCAUCAAAAAGACCAAUUGAAAGAGAUAUGUCCAAACUUCUCUCACAACUUGUGCUCAUCUUAUACAACUUCACCUGGCCUCCCACCAAAUGUCUCAGAUGCUGUGUCAGAGGAGAUACUCCACAAAUUUGUUUCAAAUUUUGCUUUUCGUAAAAUAUGGAGACAAUUCAUGGAUGUGUUAAAUUCAUUCAAGAAACUAUGCUCAUCAUAGUUCUUUCAGUGACCACUCUAGCAAGAUGUGUAAGUUGUUUCUUUGUUUAGCACAACAGACUAUCUGCGUUUAGUCAUAAUGUUUAUCUUAAAUUAACUUACUUUUGGGUACCUGAGAUACGUUUGAGGUUUCCAAAGACCAGAAUAACAUUAUUAGUACACACAAUGAUUUGCAUUUGGUCAAAGAACUUAGUCUUUACCUUUUCUCCUUUGCUUUUGAAGGCCACUUGAAGCUAAACUGAAAGUGUCUGCUGGUGGAUAUUGACUUUUUGGUAUAUAAGAGGUAUAAGGAAAUAAUAGUUAAUUGGUUUUAUGUAGAUUUGAGGGACAAUCAACACACUCACAGCACCCUCCUCCCAAUAUUUCAUCACCUUCUACACAAACAAAUUUCACUUUCUGUUCAAAAAGGCUUCUCCUGGGCCUAAAAAAAAAAACCAAACAUACAGUGAGUCCUUGGUAUCUGCUGGGAUUUGGUUCCAGGACCCUCUGUUAAAUACAAAAUCUAUGGAUGUUCAAGGCUAUGUUUGGUUGACUCCAUGGAUGCAGAAUCCAUGGAUAUGGAGGGCCAACUGUAAUUAAAAAUACAUUGACAGUGAAAUGCUAAUAGUUAUUCUGUCCAAAUUUAUUGAAUGCUUACUAAUAACAGUGUUGAGGAUUGCAUAUAGAAUCCUAUUGGAUGGCAGAUAUGAUCUGCUGGAUUGGGAAGUGGUUUCAUUCAUGAGAAGUAGAGAAUUUGUCCCAAAAAUUAUGACAUGAAAUGACAUGCAGCUGUUACUCUUCCGUUGUUUCUUCUAGGUUCUUUUUCAAAUCAUUAAGUUCUUUUAACCUCCCUCCUCAGUUCUUAUCCUGAGUUUAUAGCCAAUGAAAUAAACAUUUCUAGGACAAAGUCAAGAUGAUUUGCUGCAAAGGAUCACAGUUACAUCAAGGGAUGUAAAUAUUUGCCUAUUUUGUUCUUGUGCUAAAGAACAAAAAACAAGAUAAUUUUCUUUUUGUUGGAUGAAUUUUUGUGCAUUUUAAUUGGGACUUUUUUUUACUAUUCUGCAACAUUUUUAAAAUAAAGUUAAUAGCACAAAACCAACAGAUUUUUCCCUAAAACAUAAGACAAGGAAAAACACUGAUCUUUUGGUUUCUCAUAUAGAGGUGCAAAAUCUCAAGAUGGUUCAGUUUCAGCAGGGGUCACCCUUUCUCAUUUUAUGGAAUAAUUCUAGGAAACAUGGUUGCCAUGGAGCCAAUUUCACUGGUACAACCUUAUUCAUUCGAUAAACAGUAGUACCUUUCAAUAAGCCAACAAAAAGGAAGCAUGAAAAAAAUUAAUGUGCCCAGUAUACUAAGCAUGAGAAGAGUUUGUUACAUGUUUUGUCACAUCCAUAUCUUGAUAUCCUUCUAUCAUAAUGGAAAUAUUACUUUUGGAAUACAAAACACAUAAUCCCCAGCCAUGUUGGCUGAGGAAUUUUAGGAAUUGUAAAAGAAAAGAACUAGCUUUGUGUAGAAGGCUAUAAAAUAUACACAAACCUAGCUUUGUGUAGAAGGCUAUAAAAUAACCCGAGGUUGCUGUUAGGUUAAAGUGAUUGGCUUCUAUAUUCCUGUGAAUUUGGUUCAACGUAAGCAUAUUGCCAGAUUGACCCUAGCUGCUCUUGGUAUAAUUUUCUGUCCAUAUAGGCAAUUCAAGAUAUUAUGAUCAGAUUAUAAUCAUCUGGUGCUAUGUUUUCUCUCCCCUGGUGACUGAAUAUGAAGUGAGUCUUAGAAUGAUAGGACUGAAUAUGAAGCAAGUCUUAGAAUUAUAGUGAAUGGUUCCUUUCUAAAGGCAACCUUCCACCACAUGGAACCUGCCCUUUCCCCCACUGGGAGCUCAGUCAGGGGCAGCCAUUGUGUGACAGUAACAACGUCCAGGACAGAAGAUGGAAGUGAAAUGGGCAUUUAAUUGUGGUUUUUAAUAUUCAAGAUAUUUCGAAGCAUUUUCCAAAAGCUAUGUGUCAGCGGUUGGCAAGCGGCACAUCACCUAUGUGCUACUUAGAGCAGCCAUUAUGCUCCCAAAAUAGCUGACAGUCAGCCUAGGCUAUCCAAAUCUACUUUUUAUUUUUCAUUAAAGAGGAAGGACAUGAGCCCAAGACUGUAUUUUUAUACUCUAUCUCAAGAAAACCACAAAUCACCCCAACAUACAGUUUCAGUAAUAUAUACUGUCUCUACUCCAGUAUUGUCCCACUGAAGCAAGUCAUUUGGGGUUAAAUCACUGGGUGAAUAUAUUUGCUUGUCAAAGGGCAAAAUACUGCAAUAUUCAUGCAAACAUGUUCGUCUUUUUGAAGAUUAUUAAUUGAAUGUGGGGCAACAGGGAGGGUAACUGUAUCACCAUCCAGAUUUAGGGAGUUAAGCCCACUGCAUCUAAUGCUCGGAGCUUUAUACUUUGUUGGCCUAGGGAGAAACUGUAUUAAAGGUGCAAUGAAAACCAGGGAAACGGUGAAGUCAAAUAGCAAUACAAUACAAAAUGUCAGUUUGGUGACCCAUCAGUUAAAGCUUCCAUGCUUGCAAAUAAGCACAAAGACCAUUCAUUGGAGUAGUUAUUAGGGAAAGUGGCUCUGAUAAAAGUUUCACAGUAGAAAUAGACACUACACGUCUCUCCUUGGAGCAAUAGCAAGUCACCAUUUCUGAUUACGUAGUUCUCUAUCAAAUUUCUUCCAUGGAACUUGGAGAAGAUUUUCCCCAGGUUAUCCCCAAUACAACUGUGGGAUAAGUGUGGCUUACAGCCAACCAGUGGCCAAACAGGGCUUCCACACUGAUUCCUCUAGUUCAAGUAAAUAUGCUGUUUACUACAUCAUGGUUGUUCCCACUUGGCUGUUUAUUUUUUUCCUGUUCCUGUGAUUCAUUGUAAAUAUUUUAGUUUUGUUUUUUGAUCAGGGCUUCAGUUCAUUGACUUGAGUAUAUUUGAUCUCUAUGCUGAAGUUAGCAGAGCAUGUGGUGCAACCCAUAGGGAGAACAGUUGUGUAAAAAGCUGGACUGCAUCUCAUUUUCAUUCCAGUCCUACUUCCUUAACACCUGGUGUAAUGCUAAAGUAGUGAACCAACAGUAUGGGAUGUUUCUUCAGGUCAUAGAUAUGUGACCAUAUCGCUUAUGCCUAUGUCUACACAGAAAAACAAGAAACAAGACUAUCUGUAUGCACCCAUUAUUAGAAAAAAGAUGCCAUGUUGAGAGUCUACUUUGAGAUUUUCUGCCUGCUCCAGUCUUUAUUUGCUGAGAAAUAUUUAGGCUUUCUAUGCUCCAAAUUGAGUAUGUAUUUCCACAGCUGUGGGAAUUGUACCUUAAUUUACAAAGUAGUUUCAGUUUCUGGGGUACUUGGGAAUAUAUGAUAUAUGUCCUGAGUCCUCUGGUUUUAACUACAUUCAUUUCUCCAUACUGUAAUCCCCACUUUUCUUGGUGGUAGUAAAAAGUGACAUUUCUAAGAUUUCCGUACAUUUUACAAGGAGGCUAGUGUGUGUAAGUAUGUGUGCAUUGUGUGUGCAAGAGAUAGAGAAAAAGAGUCAGUAAGUGAUUAUUGAGUAUGUUCCAAGUUGCUUUGUAUAUGAUGAAGGUGCCUUUGUACAUUUGGGGAAAUGUGUGAUGCUGCUAAGCAAACCUGGAUGGUAGUUAUAAGAGGAACACUAAAGAGCUUUAGUGUGUGGUUGUCAGUUUCCACAUAUUUAUAUCUUGUAUGGGGGUUGAAAGUAGACAUUACAGGAAGUGUAUAUGCCCAUGUGUAAUAAUGUAAAAGAUGUUCUAUGACAUCAUCACACUAUGUUAGAUUAUGAAUUUGUCUUCCUGCACUCCAAUACAUAGCUAGCAUUUCCCGAGGCCUAGAAGUCCAUAAUAUGAUUACAUAAUCUAUCACAUUGUUGGAUUAUGGGUUUUUUCUGUGCUCCGAUACAUUAUUAGCAUUUUAAAGGAAAUGCAUAACAUGAAAAUGUAAUAUCAAGCAUUUAAAUUUACUUUGACAUUACUGUGCGAGCAAUACUUUUAGCUCCUAGUGUUGCCUUCUGUUCCUGAAACAUUUGUUUAUAGCUGAAGACAGAACAUGAGAAGAGUGCUGCUGGAUCAGACCAAAAAUCAAUCUCGUCUAGAAUUCUUUUCACACAGUGUUCAUUCAGUUGCAUACUGGAAUAUUACAAGUAAUCCUACCCCUCAUCUCACUGAUAUAAAGAGGUAUACUUCCUCUUGACACUGGAGAUAGCAUAUAGCUUGACACUGGAGAUGAUAGAAUGUAUGAGUGUGAGACUGAAUAGUUUGCUUCUGGGAAAUAGGUCAUAGACUCAUGGAGCUUUUGCCAUGAUUCCCAAAGAGAUGUGAACAGUGGCAUUUUCAGCUGGACUUUUAGCCUAUGGUGGAAUCCUCAUAAUGACCUUAUCUUGAGAUAAAAGAGCUGUCUCUGCACUUAAGCCAUCAUCCCUUCAUCCAUUUACUUCUCAUUAUUCAAGUACUAAGACUCAUUUCAAUUUUAUGUGUGCCCAAGUGUAUGCGCCUUGCCAGGACUGAAAGGUGCAUGAAUGAUUUUUUGUGAAAUUUCUUUUUUUAAACACACACACAGUGGCAAAGAGUAAACACUGGUAUAUUUUUUAAAAGAUAGUAACACCCUUCCACUGGUACUCACACUCUUCAUGCUUUACAUGUAUGUUAUUCUCUGGCAUGCAUAGCUAAAUUUGAAGCAUCAAACAAAAAUGAGCAAAUAGUAACGUCUGUGCAGGGUUGCUGAAAAGACAUAUAGUCCAAUGCCACUUAUGGUGUUGGCCCUGAGCAGUGCUCCGUAUUUUUGUGUGGGGCUGGAAACCCACUCAACUUAAAUAUAAACAAUGUGAAUUAAGUUUAAUAAUAUGUUUGCUUUGGUUUGUUUUUACAAAAUUGGUGCAUUUAAAUAAGAAUGCACAUAUAGAGACAAUAUACUUCCCAGAUUGGUAGAAUCUAGAGUUCAGCCAUUUUAAAAAAUCUGGCCUGGUCAGGACCUGAUGAUGUGAAAUGUGGCUACUCCUGGAUUGUCUUUGUUGCAUUUUGGUUCCAUUGUAACUCUUAAAAUGACUGUCCCAUUCUAUGGUAAAAUCGGGACAAAUAUGUUUCCUGUUAUCAACAAAUCACAAUAAAUGUGAUUCUCUUUUGGAAAAAAAGA